AUGAGAAAAGUGAAGAACUUUAGAUGAUAAACACAUCGAAGACCCUCCACGUCCACGGUUCACCCAUCUAUGCGACCUGUAGCCCUCCAGGGCAGGCUCCAUAUCUCUGGUUUUGAUCCUUCCCUUCUUCUGACAACUGACUCCUCGAAGAGAUCUUGUCACCAGUGGAGAGUCUGGAAACCAGAACUUCGCGCUGGUUGUACCUAUUGAUCCUGCUGUUUUCUCAAUUCUGUCGACCCGCCAACUUAUCUUAUGAGGCAAAGUCAGUGACUGUGAAAGUACUAAACCAUACAAACAGCAUGCAUAUACAAGGUGUUAACAACCAAUCUAAGCUGUUGGCUGAGGCGUCUGUAAAUGACCAGCGUUUCUUGCUCAACUUCAUCAUGGGCACUUUCUUGGGCCCAGAUGUCAAAACUGAUAUACCAAGAAGGUCAGUCUUUGAGAGAGUAGCUGAAGGGCUGCCACAGUACAGUUUGAAUGAUUUGGGCUCUUCCUUUGUUAGUCUUUCUCAAGUAGAGAAGUUAUACUACUAUAUCUUGAAGAAUGCACAUCCAAGUGCAAUCCUGGAACUGCACUCAUUACACAUGUAUUUAAAGGGUAAGCUACCUUUGCCCAACUCAGGUUUACUUGAAGAUGCACGGCAGUUCACAUGUAUUUUUCCACUGGGUCUUCAUGAGCAAACUACAUACAAAGCCAAGCAUAAGAUCUUCAAGGGGAUCAUUCUAAUUGAAAACCCUGACACUUCAUAUAUUAAGUUAGUGGAUCUGGAAAGGUUCAGACAUUUAACUGGCAUUUAUGAUAUGAAAAUUAGUAGAGAAGAAAUCCAGCUGUUCUGCCAUGGGUACAAUACAGACAAGGAAGAAAAUGAACCAAACAACCUAGGAUAUUGGGAUGCAACAACGGAAGAAGAGUUUUCCAAUGAAAAUGCUCCUGGUUCUGCAAAACAUAGAAAUGUGCGGAAAAAGAGGUACCUUAAUGAUCUACUUCAAAUUCCUACACGUAUUCAAGGUCAGCAACCAAUAGAAGAUGUUCUUGUGAGGCCCUGCAACCUAGGUGGGCCUUCCAUUGUCUCACUUGCCCCCACUCCAAAUAUGAAGCAGUGGAACUCCAAGAUACCUAUGGUUUUAACUGGAGCAGCAAAAGAGGGGAGAGCUGGACCACCUAUUGGUCUUGUUGACAUAGGAAUUAGUAGAGAUGCAUAUCUUUUCCGAGUUGCACUACCUGGUGUCAAGAGAGAUCCAGGCCAUUUGAGUUGUGAAAUUGAACAUGAUGGGAAGGUCCAUCUCAGAGGGAUGACAAUGACUGGUGAGAAAUUUAUAUUGAGACAUUCACGAAUUUUCCGGAUGCAGACACAAAACCUGUGCCCACCUGGACCAUUCACAAUUUCAUUCAGCCUUCCAGGGCCUGUUGACCCGAGACUGUUUUUACCAGAUUUCAGAUCAGAUGGGAUACUUGAAGCCGUUGUUAUGAAAUAUAGAAAACUGGAUGCUUAGAUACCCAGCUUAUUGUUGCCCCUAUCUGAGGUAGAUUAAUUGUUUAAAACAUGCUAUGGAGGAUUGAUUUGUUUGGUCUGGAUGUUGUAUUGUGGAGAAAUGGAAAACCAGCCUAGCGGAAAGUUUUAUGGUGGAAUCCUUGGAAGGUAAUCAGAAGAGGUAGUUCCUUGUCUCUUUCUGUAGUCUGUUAUUUUGUGCAUUCUUUUUAACCCAAUUUGUAAAUUGCUAGGUAGCUGGUUAUCUGUACAUAUCUAUGUAUAUCAGAACAWUCAUUACUUUAUUUCCCUUUUUUCUCUCAAUCUUAAAAAAAUAAAAUUAUGGAUUUGUACAUGCUCACUUGCCUGCGUUCUCUCUCUCUCUCUCUCUCUCUCUCUAUCUAUCUAUCUAUAUAUAUAUAUAUAUACCUACCCCCUUCCUAUCUGUUCUUACAUUUUCUUUUCUUUUCCAUUCAAAAAGUUAGAUUAGCUACCUAGGGGACCAACCUGUCUGUACUACAUGGGGAGACCCUGUAGCUGGUCCAGAAUAAAUGUGAAAUAGAGAACCAUCUGGAGCCUUGGUUCAUCCUCAGUUCCAUAUCUUUUUCCAUGGAUAGUGGAUGUGAGAGAAAUGCUGUGGAUUCCACUUUAGCACCAAAAUAUUUUGCCAAGCAGUUUGCUUAAGGCUGUGUUUGGUUUGCAAGCCAGGUUCCCCUACCUUUUCUUUCAAACCAAAUAAAGCCCAAGUUGGGUCAACCUUGUAAGCUGUAAACAUUAACAGACCAGUAAACCUGCUCUGAUAUAGCAAAAAGGUUCCCUAAUUGGGUCUAGUGCAAUGAUGUGAAAUCAAGGUAUUAGAAACAGAGCGUUGGAAUUACAAUUUUAAGAGGUGUAUUGGGAUUCAUUUUGGAUACACAUGGUUAUAUGGUAUAAAGUUAAGAAAUACAUGGAUACGAUAGGAAAACACAAUUAAAUCUCGAAAAAACAUCAAUAAAUCAACUUUCAAAUUAAUAUAAAUAAGGUUUAUAAACAUAAUUUAUGCAUUAGAAACAUAUGUUUUAAUAACUUAUGUAAUGUGUGGAUACUGAGAUAUGUUAAAGAAACAUUGGGAAAUUGUAGAAGAAUUAAAAUAUCAAUUAAUUAUCUUAUCCUUUUAAUUUUKCUUUAAUAUAAUAUUGAUAAGAAUAAGCUGAUUAAAUGACUUAAAGCAUAUUUCAUUUUUACAAAUUGUAGUAUUUUAUCUCAAUGCAGCAAUCUUUCUCUUUCAUUUGGGUGACUUCUAUGAUCUAAGUAACUGCAUCCAUGUUGUAUGUGUGUGUGAGUUUGAGCACUUGCAUAAAAAAAUUGAUAUCCAUUUUUAGCAUUGUUAAUCUAUAUGGUAUUUCAAAUUUGAAGUGGGUUAGUAUGCGUAAUCUGCAACAAUUAAUGCUAGUUUGUAAUAGUUAAGUAUAGGUAUGCAAUGGUUUGUUCAGGUUGCAUAUGGGUUUGUAACAAUUUGUACUGGUUGAGUAUCAGUCUAUAGUGGUAGGAUGUAGCCGUGUAGGUUUAUAAAAGUUGAAUAUGGUUUGUAAUACUUGAUUAUGGGUUUGCAAAGUUUAUACCAAGUAAGUAUCAAUUUGUAACGACUGAGAAGGGUUUGUAACGGUUGUCUGUAUGGUUUAUGAUGCUGAGUUUAGGUUUGUGAUUGUCUGUACCAGUUGAGUAUGAGUUUGUAAUAGUUAAAUAUAGCUUGUAAUAGUUGAGCAUGGUCUAUAUUGAUUGGGUAUGAGUUUUAACAGUUUGUAAUAGUUGAGCAUGGUCUAUAUUGAUUGGGUAUGAGUUUUAACAGCUUGUAAUAGUUGAGUAUGGUUUGUAAUGGCCAAUUAUGGGUUUGUAAGGUUUGGUACCAAUUAAGUACAAAUUUGUAACGGCUGACAGUUGAGUAAGGUUAUAAUGCUAAAUUUAGGUUUGUGAUUGUACCAGUUGAGUAUCAGUUUGAAAUAGCUGAGUAUGGGUUUGCAACAGUUAAAUAUGGCUGAGUUUGUAAUAAUUGAUCAUGAUCUGUAAUGAUUCGGUAUGGAUUUAUAACAGUUUGUAGUUGAGUAUGGAUUUUUAAAAUUUGAAUUUGGUAUGUAAUGGUUGAUUA
Messenger RNA from Nelumbo nucifera (sacred lotus), 3593 nucleotides. Its product is annotated as increased DNA methylation 3-like. Lineage: Eukaryota; Viridiplantae; Streptophyta; Magnoliopsida; Proteales; Nelumbonaceae. Gene Ontology annotation, cellular component: nucleus. The record is from RefSeq and is a predicted model, not a curated record.